GGCGCAGUGUAUUCAUCCAUCCUCUGUGCCAUCGGACGAUCUCAGCCUCCACCGCUUGAAUCCAUAUACCAUGAGUUCCGCAUUCGUUCCCGCGCCAAUUCCUUCGGAGACGGAAUUGACUCCCAACUACUAUGGCGAAUCCUUGGCGGACAAGGCCAGGAGAAAGUUCAAGGAGAACCCUCUGGUACCACUUGGAUGUUUGGUCACGUCAUACACGCUCAUUGUAGCGGCCAUUCGUAUGCGGCAAGGUCGUUCACUGUCCAUGAAUUACUGGCUCCGUGCACGUCUGGUCGCGCAAGGCGCCACCGUUGUGGCGAUUGUGGGCGGCACGUACUACUAUGGGCAAUCCAAAGGGCAAAAGGAGGAGAAAGCACGAUUAGCACAGGAACGACUGCUUGAACAAGCGGCAGCCCAACGCGCCGAGUUCAACGCGCGUUUGGCGGCAGCGGAGGAGGCACACCGCCUGGAGACAGAAGCCUUGUCCCCCACGUUCAAAAGGACGAAUUCCGUUACGCCAUUACCUUCUAAUCCGGUUGAAGACAAACAAUCAAGCCAAAUGGAUUCGCCGUCACCUACAUCUGCUCAAGAUGGACGAUCGUUUUGGCAGAAAUGGACAGGCUUGGGACGCACAUAGCUUGCGGGGAAGAUUUGUGACAGUGACCCUGGGCUCAACGUACUGCGAGAGGCGCCUUCCUGCCGUUCCACUAAUUCAACGUGAUAUAUCAUAUAAUGCCUGAAUUGCAUAGUAACUUAUGAGCCUGC
Molecule: messenger RNA, 762 nt
Organism: Punctularia strigosozonata HHB-11173 SS5
Lineage: Eukaryota; Fungi; Basidiomycota; Agaricomycetes; Corticiales; Punctulariaceae
Exons: 3
Coding region: 71-634 (187 amino acids)
Biological process (GO): mitochondrial respirasome assembly
Cellular component (GO): mitochondrion
Source: RefSeq, a predicted model, not a curated record